Molecule: messenger RNA, 909 nt
Organism: Sabethes cyaneus
Lineage: Eukaryota; Metazoa; Arthropoda; Insecta; Diptera; Culicidae
Exons: 1
Coding region: 1-909 (302 amino acids)
Source: RefSeq, a predicted model, not a curated record
AUGACAGAGUGUACCGCUUGCGAUCGUUGCGCGAAAACGAUAAAGAAGGAGGAGGACCUUUUAAGAUGCAUGGGUUUUUGCGACCAAGUGUGUCACACUCGGUGCGCUGGCUUGAACGUUCCUUUCAUAAAAUUCGUCCGGUCAAACAACAAUUUGUUUUGGAUGUGUGAUGAAUGCGUUAGGCUUAUGAAAUUCGCACGUUUUAAAAGUACCGUGUCGUCCCUGGGAAACGUGAUAUCGUCAGUCGUAGCAGGGCAAAUGAGCGGAAUCUCGGAGCUAAAAGACGAAAUCGUGCGGAAUAACAACGAGGUCGCCAAACUCGCCGAUAAGGUCAAUGCGGCAACCCCGAUGCGAAUACCAGCUCGCGAUCGUCCUGCUAAACGUCGUCGCGGUGACUCGGAAACCCCGAAUAAACCGACUACUGGCACCAGAGUCGUCGAUAACCCCGAAAACCUUGUGGUCGGCACCCCGCCCAAGCUAUUCUGGGUGUACCUCUCGCGUUUCCACCCUACCGUGACCUCUGAGGUUGUCGAGCGGCUUGUUCGAGAUGGUUUACUAAACCAGGAGCCCGUUCGUGUAAUUUCACUGGUGAAAAAGGGGGCCGACCUUCAAUCGCUCAACUUCAUUUCGUUCAAAGUUGGCAUUCCCCUGGCGUACAAAAAUGCGGCCUUGAACCCAGAUACUUGGCCACAGGGAAUUGUAUUUAGGGAAUUCGACGAUGUGCGAACGAAUUCAGCGGUAUGGCUACCCCCCACCGCUCCCGACCCUCCCGCUACUCCUUUAGUUGGACACAAUGACAACUCCGGUGCUGGCUCAUCAUCUGUAACUCCAAUGGUGCUUACUCCAGUCCCUUUAGAACUUCCUCCGACUGCAGCUCCAUCGUUGACCCCUGCAGUAGAGGGACCAUAG